AUGCGCAUGGACGACGAGCGACUACCCAAACGACUCUUCUACGGAGACGUCGCGACGGGUUCUCGCCGUCAAGGAGGCCAGAUUCGCCGUUACAAGGAUACCCUGAAGUCCUCCCUGAAAUGCCUGCAAAUCAACCCCACCAACUGGGAGGAGCUCGCACUCGAUCGACCGACCUGGAGGAGAACAGUGAAGACAGGCGCUGCGAUCUACGAAGCCAACCGCAUCGCAGCCGCCAAAGCGAACCGUGAAGCCCGCAAAUCACAACUUCGUCCAGUAAGCAACGCCGCCGCACAAUCGCUUCCAACGUGUCCUCGAUGUCAACGGACAUUCCGGGCUAAAAUCGUACUUGUUGGACAUCUUCGGAGGGAGGAGGAGAGAGUGUAGGUAAAUGCUACGCAAGUCUACCGGCAUUAUAAACCCCUGCGUAAGUCACCGUCCCUGCUCCCAUUGCUGCUGUAACUGUGGGGCACACGGUGGACAUUAUCGAAAACGAUGGUCGAACUGUCAUGUUACUAUUUACUAUAAAUAUAAUACAAAGAGGACCUAAAGUAGAGCAUGCAUGAUUAAAAGUUCUAUAAAGGGUCUCCGUAGUCCUCUACGGAAGAUAAAUUUCAGAAUCUGUUCAGAAACUGCAUAAACAGACGACAUGAUUUAAUCUUGUCGGUCAGACAUAAUAAUAAGGAUUUUUGCUCAGUACUACUGGUAAACUUGCCCCGCAUCUCAGAAGGGAUGUGUGUUAACGCGAUAGCAAGAAUAAGCCUUCUUCUGAUCCCAAACCUCUUAAGCUUAAUCCAGGCCCUAAAUCUAACCCUAAAUCUAAUCCUGUCCUUGACACUUAGUUUAAAGAAAUAUAGCUCAGGGCAACCUGUAAGAGGACGGCCUAUCUUUCCUGUACUCGGUCAUUUUUUUAUUGAGCCUGCAUUGCAGAGUAGUAAAAAACUCCACCAAAAAUAUUGGUAGACUGUGUUUUAAGCGAUACAGUGCUAGAACUUUUUAAAAUUUACAGAGCACAUGUGCGCGAAUCCUGAUCUGUGGAUAACGACUGCACUUUUACGUCUUAGUCAUCCAGUGUGCAUAAAAGUGUCACAUAACGCAAAAGUGUCUAUAAAAUUUAUGUUUUUAUAUCCCUGCAACUAUCGGCAAUAAAGUUGUACUGUCUGACCAAUAGCGAAAUGAUUGCUCGUUCGGGUGUUUGACCGGCUUCUGAUUUCUAGGGCAUUACCAAGUGGAGUUUGGAAAAAUAAAAAGAGUAAUUCGCUUUUUUUGAAAUUAUAAAUUUGGAAGUGUCAAAAUAAUUGGCUCUAUUCACUGAGGACAAAAUAUACUAAUACAUUACGCAAGACUCAAAAAGUCUUAAUCUAAAACGAACGAUUAUUAUCGGGAUAGUACGAGUUGUAGGUUCUGUAUUUCUGUCUCUUCACACAUAAAAUUGCUCAUCAGGAAUGGCAAGACUGAAUGCUGAUAUGCCGUUGCACGACAAGUGAUAAGUCAAAAUGCACGGCACUUGGGCGGGAAGAGAAUGUAGGAAUCGAACAUCGUCAUCCAGCAAGUAAUCUGUGAAUUGGUUGACGAUUUUAAAAUGCUGUAUGAUCGUAUAGAUUAAAAAGACGUAAGAAACGCAAUCCAAAACGAAGGGAAAGUAUAAAUUAAUUUAACAAAAGAAAAGUUCAUAUAUCAAUGCAAAAGAAAAGUUCUCUCUAGAAAGACAAAAUGGUAUGUUUACGACCACGCCUUUCAGUUGUUUUAAAUUUAUUAGACACUGACUGGUCUUAUGGUGUGUCACCUUAUGAAGACUUCUGAUCAUACGACGUUCCCAUAGGCAAAAUCAAGCAAACCCCAGCUUUCCCUGUUGAAUCCAAUCUCUUUUAACUGCAAAUCGUCAAAGAAAACACGAAACACACUACUUUUUUAAACGAUAGCUGGACGAAACAAUUCAGAGUAGCCUGGGAUUAUGAGUCAACAUUGUUGACGUGCUUGCUUCCUAUCAGUAGGCGUGCUUUUAUUAAGUUACAUAUUUCAGGCGUGUCGGCCGCACGGGGGUGUAAUGUAUUCGACCUCGCUUUGGGAUGCCUUGUCUGCUGCUGUGUUGCCAUUGCCAUACCUCCCGCAUAUACUUACAGCUGCCAAUUGGACGAAGGAAGGGCGGUUAUGCUGUAAAUUCCUUCAUGUUAUUGCUCACGUUCACAUUCCCGCUCAUCGGCCACUUAGCGCGCUUGCUAUAUUACUACGACUGGGUACUCCAGCUACGUUUGCUUGAUUUGGCGUAGAGGCUCUGUCAGGAUGAAUUUCUCCUUUACUUUAACCGCCCCGAGAACGAGGCGCUGCAAGACUGUCUAUAUGGGCUCAUUGCAUUGCACCCCCCCACACGGAAAUCUUUAGUAAAAGGCGAAAGACUUAACCUUUGCGAAUUGCGAUUCAACACGUUUUCCAUUACCCUUCUAAUUGCGAGCUGCUUCAGUCGUGUUAACAGAUCGCUACCCUUCACCCCCCCCUUUUUUAAGAAACAGCCCCGUUGUAUUCGAUCGCGGGGGGGGGGCCUCUCAUACCGCGUUCCAUGCGACUACCGCGUGAGUUGGCUAGGCGCGUAGGCGUUGGGUGCACUUAAUCGGUGCAGGUCUGUCCCGCCAGUGCACAUGCCCUUCUUACAUACUUCAGGGGCUGCACUAGCCUUCAUGGUCUAGCCGUACAGGCGUUAAACCCGGUUGCUGGCUUCCUGUGCGGUCUCCGAAGGCCGCUUGCCGUUUGCUUUCUUUGCCUGCCGUACGGCUCACCCAACCGCAGCCCACUUGGAACAGCUAACCAACCAUAGGGGUUUGGCCUUGCCUUGCACUUUCACGGGCUUAGGUAUCCACCUGGCCCUCGGGGUUUCUUUGUGGUCUCUUUCGCUCGCUUUCCCCUUGCGAUUCGGUCGAUUUCGUACGCCCGUGUGGUUGGGCGGUUUGGUCGCCUUGCGGUGACCAGUAGGUUUGGCUUUCCUGUUAUACGUACAUCAUUCAUCGGUUUGACGGUCAGCGUACUUACGAAGUAGCCUUCCGAUUGGUCAUGAUCGGCAGUUAGGACCUGUUCAUAGGUUUUCCAUUAAUCCCUUCAAAUACUACGAUUUCGAUCCCCGUUGGCGCAUUUUCGGCUGGGGUUAUGGGACAAAAGGGAAAAAAGGUUGAGAGGUAUAGUAAGGAAUGCACUAUUUCAGUGCGGAAUAUGAAAGAAUUACAAACUGUUUCCGUUGUACCAGUUUUCAGUGGCCAAAAUGUCUAUUGCCUGGUCGUUCAGUUGUUCUCCCUGGCUGUUAUUCCACUGGCUGCUAUUAUUGCACUAUGUGUACAACAUCAUUAACAUCUCACUGCUUACCUUUCCGGUCAGCUGCUAAAUAUCUCGGUUUCCGAGUGCUCUUCUGAGACUGGAUAGGCCUGAGCCACAUGGGACCUUCGAUAAAGUCAGGCGACUUUCCUUAAACACCGAACCAGUUCUCAGUGCCCUUUUGGUACCAUAUUUGUUACACCUAGGCAAUGCUUUAUAUUAAUACUUUCGUGUACCUGAAGGCAAACCCGUCUGUGUGCUGACGCAAUAUUCGCAACGGCAUCGGUUUACGACAGCGACAUCUGGUUUCUGUCGCCAUGACUCGUUUAGCUUGUAACUAUUGCACUACAUAUGGGGACUGGGUAAUAUCCGGGAUCUGUUCAAUCUCCGAUGGCAUUAUUAGCUUGCGGAGAGGCCUUACGUUUCUUCAUUGCUGUCACCCUUCUAUAAGUGGGAAACGUUUGGUUAUUAUUGAACAAAUUAAUAAAUAAGGCUUCCGUCCUCCGUAUUUUGCAUUCAUAAUUACCAUUCUUCGGGUUCAUUUUCAACCGCCCUACUUGACGUUGGCAUUUGACCAGGAUUCAUCAUCAGUGGCAGUAUUGUCUGGGGCGACUUCAGCCGAAUGGCCUUGGCAUUGGGUGUAUUGCUCCCAUUGGUUACGGCUUCCGUUUUGAAUUUUCGGCACAUUUUCACCUCAAACAAACUUUAUUAUUUACUUUCUAAACCUCAUUUUUUUACUGUUUUUUCUUACUCUUUAAUGGGUUCCCCGUUUACCCCACCCAAAAAACCCCCCUUCAUACCGAUCCCGUAAGACAGGAACCUCUUUUUCGCCUUGUACAGUCUAGGCUACACACAAUUGUCCGACCAGAGGGACGCAACACUACCUUUAGUAUUUUUUUAUGUUUUUAAUUCUUUUAAACUUUUACAUAAUUAAAAUAGACAGUUGACUCAUGAAAUGCUAUCGGUUUGCGACUGAUUAGCCAUCAUUCGUAAAUUUAGACACAUUUCAUGAGUUAGGUCACUAACUAGAGGUCCGUUUUUGAGAGGGUUUCCAGCAACCACAUCAUCAGCAUCCUAAGGGAAAAAGACAGUCCUUUGGGAAUCAUAGAUCUUUAAUUUGGAGAGAAAAAUGGUGAGGGGAUAAAAUGAAACCUUGAAGGACUCCAAAGUCGUUGGGAAUAAGAGAAAGGUUCCGUUUGCCAGAUUAAACAAACUGAGUAAGAGAUGUAAAAUAGUCGCCAGGCCAAGAGACGACCCAUCCUGUAGAACCGCAAAUUGAGGUUGCGGUAAGGGAACGAGUACGCGGGAAGGUAUUGAAGACGGAGAAGCGGUCAAUAAAAGCAUAUGCGCACUCGCGACAACCCUUAUUUAAUUCUCUUAGGGUAAAGUGGACCACAAAUUCAACAGCACCUAAAUUACUACGUUUAGCUCUGUAUGCAAAUUGUAAAGGAUUGGAAAAAUUGAAAAGGUUUUGAUAUCCAGAGUAACUCGUUCAGCUAACUGUAGUAGUUCGGAAGAGGAGAACAUAAGACGAAUAGAUUUAGAACCAAAAUAUCGGAUUUUUUUAGGGAGAGGAGUAAUUCUUACUGUAGGCUACACAUGAAAAAUCUCGAAUACCAUGAAAAGCAUGUUAAUAAGAUGCGUUAAAAUAGGGACUUUAUGAGAAAAACAAGCUCUAUGGAGAAAAAAUGAAACAUCAUCCGGUCUGGCAGCUGUUGAUCCGCGGAACUUUUUAUGGCGUUUCUCUACUGUUUCCACAGACACGUGUUGGAAGGCACAUGUUUAUAAGGAAAUGCCAUUUAAUGGACGAUGGAGUCAUUGUGACCAAAGAUAACAUUUUUGAUCAGUAGAAGAAGCUAUCGUUGGAACAAUGGCUUUAUUCGCCUGACGUUUCGGAUUCUCUCUUGAAUCCAUCAUCAGAGACAGUUGCAGAAAAGGGUGGCUAGUGUACGGGAAGUCGCAGUAUUUAUAGGAUGCGGUCGCCAUGCUACCGCAUACCUACAGCAAUUAACCGUGCUCCCUUCAUCAAGGAUUGUUGCCCGCUGGUGCGCUAUUUGCUUGAUGGCCGGCAUGCAAGUUGUUAAUUGCUGACAUCUCAUCACCCGUGUUAGAUGAUGGCGUGAUGAUUUCUCGGCCAUCUGGCUCACCGGCUUGCACGCGCCUCGAGUGGUCAAUUGCUUUGGCCAGUCUAUGCCUCAGCACAGAAUAUGGAGUGGGAAUGUCGUUGCACUUGUUGAUAGACUAAGGUCCGGUUAACCAUGACUCAAGCAACUCGCGGCUCACGCGAUUAUCCCCUCUCGCGAGAAUUUCGGCCUCAUUUAACUUAAAUGUGUGGCCGGGUCUCGUCGAAUGGGCCGCGACCUGAGAGUUGGCGUCAUUUCUCCGUACAGCUGCCACGUGUUCGGCGAUUCGCGUCCGGAGCAGUCUUCCAGUUUCUCCGACGUAGUUGCUUUGUCCGCAACUGCACCAGAUCCGGUAAACGACUCCAGAUGUUUCUUGCCGUGGCAGUGGGUCUUUUGGUCUCGUCACUUGACGCCUCAUGGUGGCCUCCGGUCUGUGCGCAACUCCAACCCCAAGUGGUGCAAGAAGGCGACUAAAGGCCUCUGAGACGUUCUUGAAGUACGGGAUCGCUCGUUAGAAUUUGGGGUCGGCGCGAUUUUGUCGCUCGUAUCGUUUGCGCAGGUACUGGUUGACGAAGUUGUGCGGGUAACCGUUGUCUCGGAAAACCCGUCGAAGAUAUUGGGAUUCGGCAACCUUGUCUUACGGUUCACUGCAGUGCGUCUCAACACGCCAAAAUAGCGUUCUUACGCAACUGCGUUUGUGGCUGAUUGGGUGGUUACUGUUAAAAUUCAGAAUUUGCGUCGUGUUCGUUGCUUUUCUGAACACUUUGGUCUUUAGGCCACCACAAUCUUUGCGACAGACGAGGACAUCAAGGAAUGCCAGCUGGUUAUUCUCUUCCUCCUCCAUCGUAAAUUGCAUGUCCUGGAAGACGCUGUUGGGACGUUCUUUGAGCGUUAG
This is a messenger RNA of Spirometra erinaceieuropaei, 6315 nucleotides long. NCBI's taxonomy places the organism in Eukaryota, Metazoa, Platyhelminthes, Cestoda, Diphyllobothriidea, Diphyllobothriidae. The record is from the annotation of a GenBank genome assembly.